Messenger RNA from Didymodactylos carnosus, 318 nucleotides. The record is from the annotation of a GenBank genome assembly. NCBI's taxonomy places the organism in Eukaryota, Metazoa, Rotifera, Eurotatoria, Philodinida, Philodinidae.
AUGGAUGGAUCCGUACAGCUUCAUUUAAGCGGAAAAAAUGUGGGUGUAUUUGAAGCGCUCUAUAACUCAACUAAGCCUGUUAGUCUUACAAACUAUGCUGUUGAAUUAUGUAAACCUGGUCAAAUAACCACAACAAAAACUGAAAUUCCAUUUGAAUUACCAUUGAAAAGUAAAUCCAAUAAACCACUAUAUGAAACGUAUCACGGUGUCUUUGUUAACAUCCAAUAUUUUAUCCGAGUUGAUGUAAAACGAACAUUUUUAUCGAAAGAUAUGAUGAAACAAAUUGAAUUUAACGUAGAAUACAAGUGCAUUGGCUGA